Messenger RNA from Dentiscutata erythropus, 246 nucleotides. The record is from the annotation of a GenBank genome assembly. NCBI's taxonomy places the organism in Eukaryota, Fungi, Glomeromycota, Glomeromycetes, Diversisporales, Gigasporaceae.
AUGCGAAUGCAACUUUUUCUACUUGAGGAUAAAUAUCCUGAUAUUUUGUUUUUACCUUAUGAUUUAUCUCUUACUAUCCAAUCAUUUAAACAACAUAAUAAGAUUGACAAUGAAGCAUCUGCUCUUUUAGAAACUCUUCUUAAAAACAAAGCUCAAGAUCCUAAUUGGGUAGUUUGUUGGCGUUUAGAACCUAUUUCUAACUCUUUAGAAUUGCUCUUAUGGAUGGAACCUACUCAGAAUUAUUAA